AGACUCAGGUUUAUGAUCAUUAACCAAUGAACUCACCAACAGUAGCAUGCGGAAAACCCGGAUAAGGUUUAGAGAACGCUCUGUUAAAGAGAGCACUAGGUUAAAAUGUGAUUAAGAGAGUAAACUGUGGAGUAUCCGGCCCCUUUUAUUAAUAGAUCGUUCUAAAUCCUCUAGCUACACAUACACAUUCCACAUACCUGCCAUUUUAGGACAUUCAUUAUACGUCCCUCUGAAACAUCUCUCCACGAUGCCAAAAGCAUCAACGGUAUAAACCAAACUAUAUCGAGGAGUCACUAAAAGUGUAAGAGCUUGGCGAUGUUUCGUACAACCGCGACGCCUUCGUCGUCAUCGUCACUUACAAUGUACUCAAAUAAGAGUCUAUAACGCCCUGUUUUCCAUCAUGAAUCUUUUAUUUCCUCAGUAAACACUUGACCAUAAUUAACAUUCAUUUGCACAGCAAUUUCGAAGCUGGUCUUCUUUCUUUUCUUGUUUCAUGUAACCGUCGCUCAUUCCAAAAACUGAACUUGAUAUUUCUCACAAUGCCCUCGUUGAGUAGCACACUUUUGGCUUUAGCCGCCUCGGCGCCGGCAGUCCUAGGCCACGGUCACGUCCGAAGAGUUAUUGUCGACGGUGUGACUUACCCGGGUUACGAGCGGUGGUCAAACGAAGACCAAAGCCAGGCCGUUACAUGGCACUUCACGACCGAGGAUGAAGGUCCGGUUCCAGUAUCAUCCCUUAACACGCCCGAUAUCAUUUGCCACCUUGACGCGACAAAUGCCCAGGCCUCAAUUCCGGUAGCUGCAGGCUCCCAGUUACAGGUCGAACGCUUCAACACGAUAGGCGGAUUCGAGCACCCUGGCCCCGAAAUGCACUACCUCGCACCCUGCGGCGAAGCUGGCUGUGCCAGUGUCGACAAGAACAACCUCCGAUUCUUCAAGUUUUACGAGAACGGUCUCGUUCAGGGAGGUAUGCCUGAUAGCCCCCAGUGGGAAUCUCAGAAGUGGGCUACCACCGAGGUUCACAAGAAUGUCCGGCCGGAGGGAGAGGGCUUCAUUGACACUUUCACCGUCACCAUCCCCCCCAACAUCAGGCCCGGCUCUUACGUUCUUCGACACGAGAUCCUUGGAUUGCACAAGGCCCACCAGGGCGAAGCUGAGUUCUACCCUCAGUGCAUCAACCUCGAGAUUUCGGGCUCUGGUAAUGAGCUGCCGGAGGGUGUGCCCGCUACCGAGAUGUACCACAGUAGCGACCCUGGCGUUGCUCUUGACAUCUGGGUCAACCUUCACUCGUACCACAUCCCCGGGCCGGCAGUCACUAAUCUCUCCGCCAAGCGUCAUGCCCGGGACUUCAGGCAUUAAGUGGUUGAAAUCGGUUAUCUACUUGAUGUAGACUUCCAGCAGGUUUUUCAAACUAUCUUAUGGCCACCUAUUUUAGGCGUACUUGACACUUCUUACGUAAAGUGUGUUUCAAUGUAUAUAUUUGUCCUUUCUUUUCUGCUCCAUGUAGUUAUUCGAGAAAGUUGAUACUUUUUCUCUUUAUGGCAUAUAUAAAAUCAAGAGCGUUAUGGAAAAUUGCGCAACACCUGCCUUCUAUGUUGCCAAUAAAACGAUAUGUUUUAAUCCCAUUGUAGCUUCCUAUGAGACUUUAGAUGGGCUACUGGAUAACGCAUUCAUUGGCCUUUCUCUCGUCUAUGGAACCUUAUACUGUACCUAUGUACCUUAGGUACCUACCUUGUAAACGAUGAAUUAUAGGUUUUCCUGAGACUGCUAGAAACGACUUCUUUGAGCCUUGGUUGAAAUAGGGACCUUGCCAGUGCUCUAUAGUUAGAUCAACAAAGGGUAUUAUUUCAGAUCAACACUGACAUCCUUGUCUCAGAUACUAUUCAUUAUAAUUAAACAAAGAUUUUGCUCUGGAGCAAAUACACACCACGGUCAACUCCGAGAAACAAGGACAAUAUAUAUAGAAC
Molecule: messenger RNA, 1966 nt
Organism: Daldinia caldariorum
Lineage: Eukaryota; Fungi; Ascomycota; Sordariomycetes; Xylariales; Hypoxylaceae
Product: glycoside hydrolase family 61 protein
Exons: 2
Coding region: 540-1358 (272 amino acids)
Source: RefSeq, a predicted model, not a curated record